Heterobasidion irregulare TC 32-1 is the source of this 1677-nucleotide messenger RNA. RefSeq lists its product as uncharacterized. NCBI's taxonomy places the organism in Eukaryota, Fungi, Basidiomycota, Agaricomycetes, Russulales, Bondarzewiaceae. The record is from RefSeq and is a predicted model, not a curated record. The transcript has 8 exons. Bases 1 to 1677 code for a protein of 558 amino acids.
AUGAUAGGAUCUCGCUUCAUGGCCGCUUUCCUCGCUUCCACCCUUGUCACCCCGCCCGACCCUAUAUGCAUCGUGGGUGCUGGGCCAAGUGGCCUGACGAUUGCCAACGGGCUUGAAGACAAAGGUUUUAGCACCAUCAUAUUCGAGAAGAACGCGGUAGUCGGUGGGAAAUGUCAGGAGUAUUACGACCCACUCUUUCAUCCUUUGGGAGCUCUCUUGCUCUCGAACGUGACGUACAAAGAGACGUUACCAGUUGUUGAAGCUUCAGGUGUACCGCUUCUCCCUUUUGCCAACACGGCCAAGACUUGGCUAUUCGAUUGGAUGACAGGCGAGGUGCAAGAGGCCCCUCUUUCGCCUCCAGAGCUAUUCCUCUUAGUUCAGGGAGACGCGCAGAGAUAUACAGAGUUUUGGAACAACAUCUUCUCUCCGAAAAUGACGAAUGUUGGAUACAAGAAUGGUAUUCCUGAAGAGUAUACUGUCCCAUUCUUACAGUGGUUGUCGGCAAACAAUCUCACGUCCCUACAGCCGAUUUUUGAAGCGGGUAUGGUUCCAUACGGCUAUGGAGAUAUCACGGAGACACCAGCCAUUUACAUGCUUCAAUACUUCACACCAGAUAUAUUGCACUUUUUCACUGGUCAGCAUGACGGCUACCUUGUAGACUUUCAUGAAGUGUUUGUUCAAUAUGCCGAAAAUUCCGUCAAGGGUCCAAUAUUGACGAACACGAAUAUCACCAAGAUAGAUCGCUCUGGUGAUCAUCCUGUCAUCACCUACACCAACCAAACCGGCUCCACAGCAUCGCAAAGCUGCUCCAAGCUCAUCCUCGCAUUCCCCCCUGUCAUGCAUGCCCUCCAAGCUGCUAACCUCGACAUUUCCGCUGACGAAACCAUCGUGUUCUCUCCUGUCGGGAUCACCGAGUAUUGGUCAGGUGCCGUGAGCGUUGCAGCCCCCGGUGGCUUCAGGUAUGAAGCAGAGACAUACGAGGCUGUGGGUCAGCCUUCUGCGUUCGUCCGACUCUUCAAUGAGUCAUCUGUUGCCACGACAUGGUCAUGGGGGAAAUACAGGGGCAACCGGACGACAGAAGAGGCGCGGAUACUCCUCAAAGAAACGCUUUCCAAAGUCAACAAGGACCCAAGAAACGCGACGGAGCUGCCUCGUCCUGUCACCGAUGAAGACGUGAAGGAGUUUGAGAAGUGGGACUAUUUCGCACACUACGAUCCGCGAGAGCUACGCGCGGGGUUUUAUGGCAAGUUUGAUGCAUUGCAAGGGAAGCAGAACACGUAUUAUGCAUCUGGAUUGAAUGGCUUUGAGACCGUCGAGUUUGCAAUCCGAGCAGGAAAGGACGUCGUAGACACGCUAUCCCAGAAUUACGAUAUCACAUACCUAGGCUCGGACACAGCCGGUCUUUCAAAUUCCGCUGCUCCGCUAUGCUCCGUCAAGGGCUCCAUGGGAGACCGGCUGGGCUCACUGGUCGCGGUUUUGGCGGGGCGCGCCAAAUCCAUCCAUAUCAAGUGCUACAUCCUCCAUAAAUGCCAAAUUCAGGUUGGGUCAAACACCCUAGUUGAAAUCCACCUCAUCAAAAUUAUCUACACUUGCAUCACUGUGCCCAUUACUAUUGUUGGUGGUCAUCUGCCAAGCUAUCAGUUAGAGAAAGCCACCACAUUGGCGUGGCACUCUUGA